ACUCAGCUCUCAAGAGUACAUACGGGAGAUAGUAUUCGCCCAGCGGAAACGUAAAUACUGAUCGUCGUUGAAAAGCAGUGGAAUUUGAACUGAAGGUCUUUCGCACAUAGGAAUACCUUGUUCAAGUGACAUACUUCUGGGCGGCUGUGCAUUGUCCCAGCGACAACACCAUCACGCUGGCUGCUUACACGGCUGUUCUUACCAUCAAGAGAAGCGGCAGAUCCCACCUCAAUACUAGUAGAGAGAAAAGAACGAACCCACAAUCAUGGCCAAAACCAUUAUCCCUGCUCCAGGCGGCAUCGCAAUUGUCGAACCGAAAGCAGCCUUGAACCAUGCUAACUCCCAGAUCAAUGAUGUUCCCACCAGUUUCACAAUCCUACAGCAGAAGCCCACGCCCACUGCUUCAUUCCGUCCAGCAACGGAUGGCGUUCGCGUCGUCACGGCAGCCGAGUACAAGGAGGCUGCCAUGUGUUUGGCGGAGGCUUUUGCUGAGGAUGAUGUAGCUCGCUACUUCAUUGAUGUCCCUGAUCGGGAGCAUUGGUCGGAGGAGGAGAAAUGGAACUUGCAUGUCGAAAUUCUCGAAUAUGUGACGUAUGCUCACAUCUUGAAGGGCCUCGUAACCACCAUUGGAGACUUUGGUGCGGUCGCUCUUUGGAUGCCACCGGGCCAGAACAUGGACGACAUGUGGACCAUCUUCCGCAGUGGCAUGUGGCGUCUCAACUAUAGGCUUUCCACUGAAGGCAAACGUCGCUUCUUCAACGAAUUCCUCCCCCUCCUUCACGACGUCAAGCAUGGUGUGCUUGGUGACCGCGACGACGAGAGUUGGUACCUCGUCUAUAUCGGCACUAGGCCUAGCGCUGCCCGCAACGGCUAUGCUCGCAAGUUGAUUGAGCAUGUGACCAACCAGGCAGAUCGCGAAGGCAGGCCAUGCUACCUUGAGUCUAGCAACCCAGUCAACCCGACGAUCUAUCGUAAGUUCGGUUUUGAGGAACGUCGAUCGGUCCAUCUGCAGCGUGCAGAGAAGAAUGUGCAAUUAGAUAUCAUGGUGAGGGAGCCCGUUAGCCAGGAGAAGAAGCUCAACGGCGUGAAGAAUAGGACUUAAGAGGCAGUCGCUGGGGGAGAUGGAGGAGGACGAGCACCACUUCAACAGUGGAACACGUCGAAACGUUGAGAUAGACUGCUAUAUAUAUAUUGACGGGGAGAGGAGGAGAAGACUGAAUACUGGGUAGUAGAGAGUCAAGGACUUGGAGAUCU
Lindgomyces ingoldianus is the source of this 1254-nucleotide messenger RNA. RefSeq lists its product as uncharacterized. The transcript has 3 exons. The record is from RefSeq and is a predicted model, not a curated record. Bases 266 to 1102 code for a protein of 278 amino acids. Gene Ontology annotation, molecular function: acyltransferase activity, transferring groups other than amino-acyl groups. Lineage: Eukaryota; Fungi; Ascomycota; Dothideomycetes; Pleosporales; Lindgomycetaceae.